Messenger RNA from Pipra filicauda (Wire-tailed manakin), 1202 nucleotides. RefSeq names its product signal-regulatory protein beta-2-like. The record is from RefSeq and is a predicted model, not a curated record. The transcript has 5 exons. The coding region runs from base 1 to 789 and encodes 262 amino acids. NCBI's taxonomy places the organism in Eukaryota, Metazoa, Chordata, Aves, Passeriformes, Pipridae. Gene Ontology annotation, cellular component: plasma membrane.
AUGGCCGCGGCGGCAGCUCCGCUCCAGUCCGGGCAGCGCAGCCCCGUUCAGCGGCAGCUCUCGGGUGCAGGUGCCCGGGGGGGUCAGGACUUCAAGCUGCACCAGCCCCAGGACAAGGUAUCGGUGACAGUUGGGAAGACGCUCACCCUGGGCUGCACCGUGUCUGGAUCCAGUGAAAUUGGUCCUGUGAAGUGGCUGAAGGGCUGGGGCAAUGGGAACAGGACCAUCUAUGCGGACACGGGCUCUGCUCCCCGUGUGACAAGAGCAGUGAGUGGAUCCGACACAGACUUCACCAUCCACAUCAGGGAUGUUCAGCCCGAGGAUGUCGGCACCUAUUACUGCGUGAAGUUCACCAAGUCCCUGAGUGGUGGGGAUGUGGUGUUUCAGCGUGGAACUGGCACAGAGGUGUCUGUGCUCGAGGCAGCCGUGGUUCCCAGCAUGGUGGCUGCAGUUGUGGUGCUCUGCUUCCUCCUUGUCCUCGGCCUCCUCGUCGCCCUUUGCCUGUACAGAAGGAAGCGCCAAGGCAGGGUUGGCAGCCCAUGCCCAGCCGGGCCAGCAGCCAUGGGCAGCUUCCCGCCCACCUCUCUGCAGUGCUGUGCAGGGACCCCCAGCACCCGCAGCGAAGUUCUGGAUGCAGAGAGCUCCCACCUGCCCAGCCAGCAGAGCAGCAAGGAGGAGAACGACAUCCACUACGCCGACCUGCAGGCCCUGCCCACGGCCCCCCGGCGCGGCAGGAGCGCGGGCACAGCCUGCACGGAGUACGCCAGCCUCAGGGUAGCUGCCAAGUGACGCAUGGCACCACGGCCUGCGCGGCCAAGCCGUGGUGGGGAGGAAGCAGGGAUGUUUCUGCAGGGCACGGUAAAGAAGAAGUGGAGCUGUUUACGUGGCACACCCCAGUCUCAGCUCAGCAUGCCAUUCUCAGAGCCAAGCUUCCUCCUGUUUAUUCCCAUCUCAGGGCUGGACCUGCUGUGCCAGGGCUGGGCAGCAGCUCUCCCAGGACCCAGCAGCCAUCUCAACCACUGGAUCAGACCACGAGGCCAAGCAUCUCUGCGCUGUGCAAGGUGUUUGGUGCUGAUGAUGCCAGGGGGGCCUCAUGCUUGCCUGUGCCCACCAGCACAGGCCUCCACUGGCCCUUUCCCAGCUCACAGGUCCAUAAUUUGUGUUAUCUUGUCACCACCCUCAUUAAAGCCAUCAAACAACCA